Messenger RNA from Mugil cephalus (flathead mullet), 1364 nucleotides. RefSeq lists its product as uncharacterized. The transcript has 8 exons. The coding region runs from base 199 to 1302 and encodes 367 amino acids. NCBI's taxonomy places the organism in Eukaryota, Metazoa, Chordata, Actinopteri, Mugiliformes, Mugilidae. The record is from RefSeq and is a predicted model, not a curated record.
AUUUGAGCCCCAUGGCGACUUCUAUUAUUGUUACUUAGAAAUAUCAGAAUGAUGCAGAUGAUGGUCUCCUGUAUAUUUUACACACACACAUACAAGCACACUGCCAGAUUCUGAAAAAGCAGCUUUCACACCACCUGAAAGCACUUUUUCCUUCACUCGAACGUCCUCUUUCUACAAGGAAUUUGAGCUCUGUUCGAGAUGGACACUGGCUUCAUUCUUGAGCAAGUUAAGGAGAUGAUGCCAACGUCUUUCUCAGCGCAGGAGGAGGAGCGCUACGUGGCGGAGAAAAUGCUCAUGAGGCAGUUCAUGCUCAUAAAGGAGCAGAAUCAGGUUCCCGAUCAUUUAUCUACUAGAGAUAUGAAGGCUUGGCUGCUGGCUGGAAGGAGUUUCCUGGAAGAGUUCCAGGAAAUGGUAAAGGUGGCAGAGGCAAGAAAGCUCGUCCUGGCUGAGCUGGCCUGGAUCGCUGCAAGGCACCUCUGUGUGAAUCAGAUGGAGCAGGAGUUGCAGGAGGAACUCGAGAAGGAGAAACGCCUCUCGCAGCAAUUUGGAAGAAAGGUCACACUGGAGGGCCUUCAGAUGUUCCUCUCCACCUUCCACCCUAAAGCAGAGCAGGUCGUGAGAAGCUUCCUGGGCCACCUGUCCAACAGUCUGCUCAGCUCCUGCACUGGCUUUCACACCAGCAAGCGCUCCAAGCUAGCGCUGCUCAUCAAGCUGCAGCAGACCACGGCUCCUCUGGUAAUGCAGACGGUGGACACUGCCCUGGAAUUCCUCCUGUGCGUGUCUCCUGUUGAGGUCAGACCUUCUCACGCUGAGCAGCCCAUCACAAGCAAGAACUCCAGCUUGGCCUCUGCUGGAAGGACCAGGGCGAAGGCUGCUGGCUCUCAGAUUGGCAAACAGCUGGCUGACGCGGUGGCCACUUGCUUCUGCCUGAAUACAUGUUACAGCAGGGCUCAUCUCCUGUGCACCUGCACGUCAGUGGCCCAGAACAUGGUCAAAGCCAUUUACAAAAGAUUUGUUAGCCGCUCAAAAUCCUUCUACCUCCUGGACUUUGAUGAGAGCUUUGUCACAGCUAGACAGGCCGUGAUCUGUGCAAUGGACAGCAUGGAUGGCAGAGAACGGAGAACUGCAAUCAGCUGCCCUCUCAGUGAGCAGUGUUCAGAGAUAGAAUCCAUGAGUUCUGAGAUGUGCCAUGUGACUGCAGAGCAGACGGAUGACAAGAAUGACAAAGAGAGGAUGCGAAGUGCGCCGACCUUCUCCAGACGUUUGUGGAAAAAGAUGUUAUGCAUGUCCACCGAGGAGUGAAUCCCAUUUCUGCCUCAACCCAAAUUAUGUUGCCUAAAAUAACAUAAUUUAUGUUCCUCAAA